AUGGCGUCGUCGGAGAAAACGAAGAAGAAGGCGGAGGAGGAGUCGUCUUCGCAGAGCGGCAGCCAGAAGGAUCAGUUGGAGGGCGGGGCGAGCGGCGGAGUUCGCAUUCGGAAGAGGAAGAGAAAGUCGCGGAAGACGAGGGAGCACCGGGUAAGGAAAGGGGAAAAUUAGGUCGUGCCCCAACUUCCCAAACUUUUCCCUUUUCCAGUCCUCGAAAUCGCAAAAGAAAGGCGACGUGGUGCCGGCGGACAAGAGUUCUUCAAAAUCGGCGACGUCGAACAAUUCGGAAAGUUCGCAGUCCGAGUGGCUCAACGACAUUGCUCCCUCGGCGCCCGCACAGUCGCGCUGGUCGACGGUCCGCAAAUUCCUGGCCGACUACAAGUAUCCGAUCGUCGGAACGGUCCUUCUCGCCGGCGUUCUCGUCUUUUUCACGGUCCGCAAGACUCGAACCGCGCGCGGCGGCACAUGUCCGUUUACCGGAAAAAAGAGCGGAUGA
Caenorhabditis sp. 36 PRJEB53466 is the source of this 496-nucleotide messenger RNA. Lineage: Eukaryota; Metazoa; Nematoda; Chromadorea; Rhabditida; Rhabditidae. The record is from the annotation of a GenBank genome assembly.